Penicillium pulvis is the source of this 243-nucleotide messenger RNA. RefSeq lists its product as uncharacterized. NCBI's taxonomy places the organism in Eukaryota, Fungi, Ascomycota, Eurotiomycetes, Eurotiales, Aspergillaceae. Bases 1 to 243 code for a protein of 80 amino acids. The record is from RefSeq and is a predicted model, not a curated record. The transcript has a single exon.
AUGUCGCUAUUCACUGCCUCUCGUACAGCAACCGGGGUCUUCUCCAAGCCUCAAUUCCUGUCAAUUGCACGAUCCUCGGGACCCCACCGCCUCUACUCAACGCGCCCACCAACCCCCAACACCCCUCAAACCAGCCGCUCCAACUUCCCCGUCCUACCUAUCAUCGCAAUCCUCGCUAUCGGCUCUGGCUCCUUCGUCCUCCUCGCGAAGUCACGUACAGGCCAGAAACCCCCUUCCAACUAG